This is a messenger RNA of Mycena indigotica, 1044 nucleotides long. Its product is annotated as AB hydrolase-1 domain-containing protein. The transcript is spliced from 4 exons. Lineage: Eukaryota; Fungi; Basidiomycota; Agaricomycetes; Agaricales; Mycenaceae. The record is from RefSeq and is a predicted model, not a curated record. Bases 1 to 1044 code for a protein of 347 amino acids.
AUGUACGAGACAACGCUCAAGACGGCAACGGGGAAGAUCACAUUUAGCUAUGUCAUCUCGACCCCAACGCAGACGGCCGUGAAGAAAAUCCCCAAGAGCGAGCGAGGGGCCCCGACAAUCGUCUUCCUUCACCCAGUCUACAUUGGGAAGGUCAUCUACCACCCCCAAUUUUCCGACCGCCAGCUCCGCCGGUUCAACCUCGUGGCCCUCGAUCUGCGCUGCCACGCCAAAACAUCCGGCCGUGCUGGGCCUGGAUAUGGGCGUGAGGUAGCUGCGCGUGACGUUGCGCAGUUCAUGGCCUCGCUCGACAUUGCCCAGUACCAUAUCUUCGGUAUGUCGAUGGGGGGCUGCAUUGGAAUCCAGACGGCAAUUCUCUUCCCCGCCAACGUCAAGUCCGUCUUCGUUGUCUCCAGCCUGCCAUUGACGGAGCCAGAAGACGUUGCGGCGGGUCGGCAGGAGAUCUACGACUGCUGGGAGGAAGGCGCGAAGAACAACGGAGGCAAGGGCGAUUUAAAGGCGGCAGACAGCGCGAUGCGCGAUGCGUUUACUGGAGCUGCACAGUUGAGCGUGAACGGAGAGCAGAACGAUAUGUUUGAUGCAAUCCUCGCGCGCUCGAUUGAACUGCUGGGCGACAAGUGGUCCCGCGAGCGCCUUGAAGACUGGCAAGUCUGCACCGUCGACUUCUUCACGCUCCGGAAGGCCUAUACCAUCGAGGCCCUCAGCAAGAUCCAGUGCCCAAUCCGUCUCCUCCACUGCGGGGCAGACAUCGCCUACCCGCUCGAGACCACUGAGGAGGUCGCAAACCGGCUGCGCAUCGCCGGCGUGCGUGACGUCUCUGUGCAGCAAAUCGCCGGCGCGCCCCACUUUGGCGCCGUCACGCACCCGCGCGAAAUCAACGCGCUUUUCCACGCGUUCAUCCUCUCCAUCGUCCCGCCAACCAGCGUGCCCCCGAUGCCCGCGCGCGACCGCAUCCAGUCGCCGUGGCUCAACGACCUCAAGAAGUGUGGGCUGGACCCGGACAGCGAGAGCGAGGAGGAGGAGUAG